Messenger RNA from Thelazia callipaeda (thelaziosis nematode), 1448 nucleotides. The record is from the annotation of a GenBank genome assembly. Lineage: Eukaryota; Metazoa; Nematoda; Chromadorea; Rhabditida; Thelaziidae.
AUGUUUUUCGUUUGUCAUUUACUGAUAAUAACUUUAAUAGCGAUAAGGUCAAAGGCAGAAAGUACUUCGGAUGAUGGUAAUACUGUACUUCGAGUUGAUGAACCGUUACCUUUGAACCGAACAGUUAAUGUCUGCGAUGCAACAAAUACAAAUAACUCGUUUAUAUACUGCAGCGGUAGAAUUCUUGAGGCAGUAAAUCUAAAUCGUAUUUUCAAAGAUUCGAAGACUUUUGUUGAUAUGGUACUAAAAUAUGACCCUGAAUAUACUUUGGAUCAAUUUAACAGAAGAUUUCGAGGUUUGCCAGCUGCAAAGAUUCCUCGUGAUCAAUUGAAGAAGUUUUUGGAUGAACAUUUCUUGCCACCCGCUAGUGAGCUCAAAAACUGUACUCCCGUGGAUUGGACACCGUACCCGAAAAAAAUUAUGCAAAUUUCUGACGAAAGUCUUCGUCAUUGGGCAUUAAGUAUUCAUAGUUUAUGGCAAACUCUUUGCAAGACAAUCGAUCCUGAAAUGAGAAAAUACGAGUCCCGUUCAUCUCUAAUCCAAGUGCCAUAUGAUUUUAUCAUGGCUGGAGGUCGUUUCAGAGAAUAUUAUUACUGGGAUAAUUACUGGACCUUAAAAGGGCUGAUUGCAUCUGAAAUGCUUAAAACAGCAAAGGAAUUAAUUCUCAAUUUAGCUCAUGUCGUUGAGAAGUACGGAUUUGUACCAAAUGGUGGUAGGGUAUAUUAUUCACACCGUUCUCAACCUCCAUUGCUUUGUGGAAUGGUUUAUGAGUAUUAUGAGAAUACUCAAGAUCGAGAAUUUGUUCGAAAACUUUUACCUAUCUUAACCAAAGAAUUUCAGUGGUGGCAAACGUACAGAACAGUCAAUGUAACAAUGAAGAAUGAAAAUGUCCAUACUGUGUAUCAGUACCGAACUGAUACGAAUGUACCGAGACCUGAAUCUUAUCGAGAAGAUAUAAUAUCUGCAGAAGGAGUUAGUAACAAAUUGGAGUUUUGGCAGAAUAUUGCAAGUACCGCUGAGUCUGGCUGGGAUUUCAGUAGUCGUUGGUUACGAGACAAAUAUUCGUUGAAAACAAUUGAAACAACACGCAUAUUACCAGUUGAUCUGAAUGCAUUCAUGUGCUGGAAUAUGAAUAUUCUUGAAUAUCUUUAUGAACUUGUUGGAAAUCAGACGGAAUCACACAAAUAUCGUGACAUGUGGACGCAAUUCCGAGAAAGCGUUGAUAGCAUUUUUUACAACAAGACAAUGGGUGCGUGGUAUGAUUUCAACUUACGGACAAUGCAGCAUAAUGUUAAGUUUUAUACAACUGUAGCCUCUCCAUUAUUCACUGGUUGCUAUCAUACCUUAGAUCAACAGAAAUCAGAACGAGUCUUCAAUCUAAUGAAUGUGAGUUAUUCAUUUUCUAAAUUAGUGAUAUAUAUAUAUAACUUGGAGGUAAAGACUUAAAA